AUGGGAGAACGAUCCCUUCUCGACGAAGAACGAGCUCUCCUCGCAGCUACUGUCAGAUCCGCGGGGAAUUCCAAAAGCUUGGCUCGAGGAAGAGAGAUCCACUGCCAGAUCCUCGCCUCCCCGCACGCCCACAGCAGAUUUCUCAGCAAUCUCCUCAUCGAGAUGUAUGGGAAAUGCGGCAGCGUCGAGGACGCCGAGGCCGUCUACGAGCGAAUUCGCGAGCCCAAUCUCUUCACCAACAACAUCCUGAUCGCGUGCUACGCCAGGAACGGGCAAUUCCACCGCGCGGAGUCUCUCUUCGAUCUGAUGCCCCAGAAAGAUUCCGUGUCGUGGACAGCGAUGAUUACGGCCUAUUCCAACGCAGCAAAGAUCGACCUCGCGAAAAAUCUCUUUGAUCGCAUCCCAGACCCCAGCCCAGAGUCAUGGAACGCCCUCGCCUCAGCAUAUACCCAAAAUGGGCAAUUUGAUAGAGCUCUCGAUCUUCUCAACAAAAUGCCCAAUAAAGAUUUGGUGUCAUGGAAUUCUAUCAUAACAGGUCUAGCCCAAAGCGGGCAGAUCGAACUCGCGAGAAAGAGGAAUUCCACAUCCUGGAACGUCCUCAUCACGUCAUACACAGAGAGGGGAGACCUCAAUCGUGCUAAAACUCUUUUCGAUUCAAUGCCCAAGAGCGAUGAUCUCACUGCCUGGAACUCAAUGCUCGCCGGCUAUGCCGCACGGGGCAAUCUCCAAGAAUCCAUCGCCCUAUUCCAGCGAAUGCCCGCGAAAGAUACCACCUCAUGGACCAAUCUUGUCCUUUCACACAUCAAUAGGGGUGAUCUCCGCGGCGCACAAACAGCAUACCAGCAAAUGCCCCAAAAAUCCACACACUCAUCCACCACACUCCUCACCGCUUUUGCCCAGCGCGGAGAUCUCAGCUCCGCCGAAUACAUCUUCACCCACAUAACACCCCCGGACACGGCCGCCCGCAACGCGAUGCUCGCGGCAUAUUCGCUCAACGGUCACCUGGAAGAUGCCCGGCGAAUAUUCGACGCCAUGCCCGACCGGGACGCUAUCUCCUGGACCUCGCUCAUCUCCGCCUACGCCGCGCGCUCGGAGGCGCUGGUGCUCUUCGCGAGGAUGGAUCUGGAGGGCGCCGCGAUCGAUCGAGUCGCGCUCGUCGCCAUCGCCGACGCCUGCGCGGAUCUCUCGCGGGGGAGGAUGAUCCACUCGGAGAUCCGCGCCAUGGGCUUCCACCGCGACCGCCGGGUGGGCACCGCGCUGAUCACGAUGUACUCUCGGUCCGGCAGCUUGGAAGAGGCGGCGUUGAUCUUCGAGGAUUUGCCCGAGAGAGACGCCCAGUGCUGGAACUCGAUGAUGGCGGCGUAUGCCCAGCUCGGGCAUACCAUCCAGGCCGUCCGUCUCGCCCAACUCAUGUGCCUCGAUGGUGUGAGAUGGGACGGAGUGACGCUGCUGUGCCUCCUUUCGAGCUGCAGCCAUGCAGGAGCCUUCCAGAUCGGGUACGAGCUCUUCCGCGCGGCAAGCACGGAUUUUUCCGUCGCAAGGGGCGCGGAUCACUACGGCUGCAUGGUCGAUCUCCUGGGACGAGCCGGAUGGAUGGAGCAAGCCCAGGAGCUGCUGGACUCGAUGCCUUUCGUGCCAGAUCUCGCGGCCUGGACGAGCUUCAUAACUUCCGGAGUAACACAUCACGGCACCAAAGUUUCCAGAUCUGGCCAAGCCAUUGUUUCGCAAAGCUGA
This is a messenger RNA of Selaginella moellendorffii, 1734 nucleotides long. Its product is annotated as pentatricopeptide repeat-containing protein At4g02750-like. Gene Ontology annotation, molecular function: protein binding. The record is from RefSeq and is a predicted model, not a curated record. The transcript has 2 exons. The coding region runs from base 1 to 1734 and encodes 577 amino acids. NCBI's taxonomy places the organism in Eukaryota, Viridiplantae, Streptophyta, Lycopodiopsida, Selaginellales, Selaginellaceae.